AUGGUGUGGGUUAGCUUGGUGUCAGAGAAGAAGAGCAUUGCUUAUGCUGCGUGCGUAGCUCAGGUCCUCAUCAAUGAUAUCUUUGGGAUAACUGAAUGCUUCCUGCUGGCUGCAAUGGCCUAUGACCGUUACGUGGCCAUUUGCCAUCCCCUGCUGUACCUCCUUGUCAUGUCCCCAAAGUGCUGUUUCCAGCUGGUGACUGCCUCGUACCUCGUGGGGCUGACCAAUGGCGUGGGACAGACCAUCAGCAUGUCCACCCUGUCCUUCUGCAGCUCCAGCGCCAUCAGCCUCUUCUUCUGUGACAUUUCCCCUCUCAUCUCACUCUCCACCUCUGACACCACCCUCAGCCACAUCAUCCUGACCACUGCAGCAACUCUCUUUGGUGUGUCCAGCAGCCUGGUUGUCCUGCUCUUCUACAUUGCCAUCACCGCCACCAUCCUGAGCAUCAAUUCAGCUGAGGGCAAGCGCAAAGCCUUCUCCACCUGCACCUCCCACCUCACCACUGUCAGCAUCCUCUAUGGGGCAUGCUUUUUUAUGUAUUCAUUCCCCAGCUCAGACAGCUCAAGAGCAGCAGAUAAAUGGGCUGUGGUGCUCUACACCGUGGUGACUCCCAUGCUGAACCCCUUGAUCUACAGCCUGAGGAAUAAGGAGGUGAAGGAGGCGUUGAGGAGGCUCACAAAAAUAAAAUGA
Molecule: messenger RNA, 690 nt
Organism: Pezoporus occidentalis (night parrot)
Lineage: Eukaryota; Metazoa; Chordata; Aves; Psittaciformes; Psittacidae
Product: olfactory receptor 5G25-like
Exons: 2
Coding region: 1-690 (229 amino acids)
Biological process (GO): G protein-coupled receptor signaling pathway
Cellular component (GO): membrane
Molecular function (GO): olfactory receptor activity; odorant binding; G protein-coupled receptor activity
Source: RefSeq, a predicted model, not a curated record